Messenger RNA from Aspergillus brunneoviolaceus CBS 621.78, 1114 nucleotides. RefSeq names its product 40S ribosomal protein eS4. The transcript has 5 exons. Gene Ontology annotation, cellular component: cytosolic small ribosomal subunit; ribosome. The coding region runs from base 71 to 856 and encodes 261 amino acids. The record is from RefSeq and is a predicted model, not a curated record. Lineage: Eukaryota; Fungi; Ascomycota; Eurotiomycetes; Eurotiales; Aspergillaceae. Gene Ontology annotation, molecular function: RNA binding; structural constituent of ribosome. Gene Ontology annotation, biological process: translation.
GCCCCAACCGUACCUUCUCUUUCGCGACACUUCGACAACUUAACCGGUUCAAGUCGACAAAGCAGCCAAGAUGCCUCGCGGACCUAAGAAGCACCAGAAGCGCCUUAGCGCGCCUUCGCACUGGCUCCUGGACAAGAUGUCCGGAACCUAUGCUCCCAAGGCCUCCCCCGGUCCCCACAAGCUCCGUGACUGCCUGCCCCUGAUUGUCUUCAUCCGCAACCGUCUCAAGUACGCCCUGAACGGCCGCGAGACCAAGGCCAUCAUGAUGCAGCGUCUGAUCAAGGUCGACGGCAAGGUCCGCACCGACCCUACCUACCCUGCUGGCUUCAUGGACGUCAUCGGCAUCGAGAAGACCGGCGAGAACUUCCGCCUGAUCUACGACACCAAGGGUCGCUUCACCGUCCACCGCAUCCAGGCUGAGGAGGCUGAGUACAAGCUCUGCAAGGUUAAGCGUGUUCAGCUUGGCAAGGGCGGGAUCCCAUUCUUGGUUACGCACGAUGCGAGAACCAUCCGCUACCCCGACCCCGCCAUUAAGGUCAACGACACCGUCAAGGUUGACAUCACCACUGGCAAGAUCGCUGACUUCGUCCGCUUCGACACCGGUGUUGUCUGCAUGGUUACCGGUGGUCGUAACAUGGGUCGUGUUGGUGUCGUCACCCACCGUGAGCGCCACGACGGAGGUUUCAACAUCGUCCACAUCAAGGACGCCAUUGACAACACCUUCGCUACCCGCGAGUCCAACGUUUUCGUCAUUGGCCAGGACAAGCCCUGGAUCUCCCUCCCCAAGGGCAAGGGUGUCAAGCUCUCCAUUGCUGAGGAGCGUGACCGCCGCCGUGCCUACGCCAUCGCCAACUAGAUGCAGUUCGGUAAGUGUCGUAGGAUACAGCAAAUCAAAAAGCUUUGAAAAAUUCCGCUGGGGAGACGACGUCUUGUCUUGCUUUGUGGGCCUGUAUGACGCCGGUUACGAUAAUAUGAAGCCUUAUUCGGAAUCAAAAAAAGAGAAAGUUCCGUCCACCGGAUAUUCCACAUUGGGCGUGUCCAUGUCUACCACAUCCUGUAGGCUUCCACGUACCAUAGACGCAAAGCAAGGCAUUCUCCUAGUGCUUCUUGUCCU